Messenger RNA from Syzygium oleosum, 1662 nucleotides. RefSeq lists its product as uncharacterized. The transcript is spliced from 9 exons. Gene Ontology annotation, biological process: rRNA base methylation. Bases 311 to 1186 code for a protein of 291 amino acids. The record is from RefSeq and is a predicted model, not a curated record. Gene Ontology annotation, molecular function: rRNA (uridine-N3-)-methyltransferase activity. Lineage: Eukaryota; Viridiplantae; Streptophyta; Magnoliopsida; Myrtales; Myrtaceae.
CUCUGGCUAUUCAAGUGGCACCCCAGUUUCAAACAUGGUAAAAGGUUGAUUUUUUUAUUUUGGUCGAAAGGAUAAAAGGUUGAUUAAUUCGGUGGUAAAUCCACACGAAAGUGUUCCGAUGUCACUGUCGAUUUUGGACGUAUCUGAUCAAAUAAAGGGAUUUGAUAAUUAUUUAUAUGGUAAAUAAUCUGAAGAGUAAAAAGAGCAAACAAGAGGAAGCGAGCCAGCAUUAGAGUGUCCGUCUCCCCAGAAAGAAGCAGAACUGCACCACUGGAGCUUGAGAGCUUUGGGAAACCAAGGAAGCUCCCGAAUGCAAGCUCACCAACCCACGUUCCACCGCUUUGUCGCCCUCUCGAACCGAUGGUGGCACCGACCGCCGAGCAAGUUUCGAGCUUUUUGCAGCUCCUCGUCUUCUUCGGAUUGCUCCAACCAGUCUCGCGGUGGUCUCCCUCGCUUCUUCUCCGACGUCCUCCCUCCUUCCAAGGGUGGGGUUGUUCGCGUGCAAGGAGAUGAAUUCUGGCAUAUGACCAAAGUGUUGAGAUUGAGCACAAACGACAGGGUAGAGCUCUUCAAUGGGAAGGGAGGAUUAGUUAGGGGAAACAUUCAGAGUGUUGAUAGAGCUGGAUUGGACUUUGCUGCUCUGGAAGACCCGAAAUUGGUCCCUCGUCAAAGGCCGCAGUGGCAUGUAUUUGCUGCUUUUGGAUCUCUAAAGGGUGGUCGAGCUGAUUGGCUUGUUGAGAAAUGUACGGAGCUGGGGGCUAGCAGCGUAACUCCUCUUUUGACAGAGCGAUCUCCUUCAGUCUCAGAAAAUAGGGUCGACAGGCUGCAACGGCUCAUCUUAGCUGCAUCAAAGCAAUGUCAGCGGCUUCAUGAAAUGGUACUUAAGCCUCCACAAAAAAUCAACGACAUUCUACCUUAUGUUCAGAAGUCAAAGCUAUCUUUACUUGCUGUUGCAGAAGCUCCUUCUCUUAUGAGUGCAUUGACUUCAAGCAGAAUUGAACCUGAUGGGAUUAUGAUUGUUGGACCUGAAGGAGAUUUUACUCUGAAAGAGCUGAGUAUACUGAUGGAAGCAGGUGCUACUGCUGUUGGCCUAGGGCCACAUCGCCUACGGGUAGAAACUGCCACAAUAGCCCUUCUGGCAACACUCAUGUUAUGGUCUGAUCAUCAUCAAGUGACUAAAACUUGAUUGCUGUUUCAUGCCGUAUCUUCCUCCAGCAUGGUGCUCAUAUCACCCAUGCCAAAAGGAUGAAGCACUGAGUGUGCAUGUUGCAGAUGAUGCUCCACUUACUGAAUCGCGUUUUAACUUGUACUCGCAAUCGGAGAUACGGCAUCCCAAUUCCAGCUGCUGCUGCUGCACCACUGAGGUGAUUAGAAUUCAGAUGACUGUUCAGUAGACAUGAAAGAAAGACAGCAUCGUCGUUCAAGAAAUAAUUAGCUUUUCUUUUUUUUUUUCUCUUGGUCUUUUUUUCUGGAAGAAAGAAGCCAAUUUGAUGAGGCACUGAUCUAGAAGUCCAGAACAAAAAGGUUAGCAGAUCCUGGGUCAAAGCUCAGGCCAAUAUUGUCGUCGAUGUUGCUUUUGUUUGGGUACGGGGAAUUCAAUGUGUUUGACUCGGGUUUUGGAAGGCGGAGAAUGUGAAUGUUGGUGCACCUGUGGAAAACUAU